AUGACCAACUUCAGCUCGUCCGAAGCCAAUGGAUCUUUCGACGACCGGUUAAUAUCAAGCACUGUAUCGUCUGCUGGUCACAGCUCGGUACCCUCCGAUGAUUCGGAUAGCGAGUCUGGAACAAUCUGGGCGAAAGCGCCGCCGAAGGCCUUGAAUGGCUCACGUCCUGUCCUCCCGCCCAUCGACACCGACAGCUCUCCAUCAUCUCGCCCGUCUUCCCUCCCCCGUGACAAUUCGCGACAACCGCCCUCGAACUUCCCUCCACCUCCUGGUUAUAUCCCUGAAUCGCCUCCUACCCGCAGGAUAGGGCGAAGCAACGCGAUCAACGGCAGGAGCUUGAAGGACCAGCGGACAAGCAGAUUCGACGACAACUUCGAUGUCACUUGGGCGCCGCGUCCCCCUCCAGAGGAGGUCUUGGAGCGCUUACAGGAGUACUUCCCCGAACACAAUGUCGACGAGCCCGUCAUCGAUGCACCGUCUGGUGGCACCUCGCCAACGUCAGCAACAGCCGACCACGUUCCACUCCCGGCGGCGGAGAGGCGUUCUCGUCACAAGAAGUCGAUCCGCGUAGUCGCUGCAGAGCGCAGGCGCAUCGACCGCACUUCGUACAUGGAACCGGCCAACAACGGACCAGGUGCAGCGUUACGAAAACGAAACACGAAACUCUGGGGCAGUCGACUUGAAGAAGUUCCAACGCACGAUCAAGCUCAGCGGUUGCAGCCGAUACCUUCUGCUAGCGACACUUCUCCUGCCAUAUUCCGUUGGGUUCGUGGUGAGCUUAUCGGAAAGGGCACAUACGGCAAAGUGUACCUAGCUCUUAACGCCACAACCGGUGAGAUGAUUGCCGUCAAGCAGGUCGAGAUACCGCGAACUGCCAGCGACAAGAACGAUUCUCGCCAGGUUUCAGUCGUCGAAGCUUUGAAGCUCGAGUCCGAGACGUUGAAAGAUCUCGAUCACCCGAACAUUGUCCAGUACCUUGGAUUCGAAGAGACGCCAACGUUCUUGAGCAUCUUCUUGGAAUAUGUUCCCGGUGGCUCAAUUGCGAGCUGUUUGCGGAAGCAUGGCAAGUUCGACGAGGAUGUGACCAAGUCGUUCACCGGUCAGAUCCUCAGCGGUCUCGAAUAUCUCCACUCCAAAGGAAUAUUGCAUCGAGACAUGAAAGCGGACAACAUCCUCGUCGAGACGAGCGGUAUAUGCAAAAUCUCGGACUUCGGUAUUGCAAAGCGUACAGACGACAUCGAGAAUGCAGGUGCCUACACUUCGAUGCAGGGUACUGUCUUCUGGAUGGCCCCUGAGGUUAUCGACGCGAACAAAAAGGGAUAUAACUCCAAGAUCGACAUUUGGAGCGUUGGCUGCGUGGUCUUCGAGAUGUGGACGGGGCAACGCCCGUGGAGCGGGAAAGAAGCGAUGGCUGUCCUCCUUCAAUUGUAUCAAACCAAGCAGGGACCUCCUGUCCCCAAAGAUAUCGCGUUGUCUUCGCUCGCUGACGAUUUCCGCAAGAAAUGCUUCGCGAUGAAUCCCGACGAACGCCCGACCGCUGCAGAAUUACGGCUUCACCCAUACCUUGAGCUCCCACCGGAGUGGGCAUUCAUUGGUUUCAAGUAG
Messenger RNA from Phanerochaete carnosa HHB-10118-sp, 1605 nucleotides. RefSeq lists its product as uncharacterized. The transcript is spliced from 6 exons. Lineage: Eukaryota; Fungi; Basidiomycota; Agaricomycetes; Polyporales; Phanerochaetaceae. Gene Ontology annotation, biological process: protein phosphorylation. The record is from RefSeq and is a predicted model, not a curated record. The coding region runs from base 1 to 1605 and encodes 534 amino acids. Gene Ontology annotation, molecular function: protein kinase activity; ATP binding.